Messenger RNA from Rodentolepis nana, 366 nucleotides. The record is from the annotation of a GenBank genome assembly. Lineage: Eukaryota; Metazoa; Platyhelminthes; Cestoda; Cyclophyllidea; Hymenolepididae.
AUGUAUGUGCGAAGAAAAAAUUGUGAAUAUGGUCGAAUCAAACGAUCAAGUCGUAAGCCAAAGCCUUGCGAUACAUUUUCUAAUACUGUUGGGUCUUAUGCCAAAUUAUUUCUCAUCUGGGCAUCGAUCGUCGUUUUGGAUUUCUUGAUGGAAUUUCGUUUCGAAUACAUGUGGCCUUGCUGGCUUCUGAUUCGUUCAAUAAACGACUCUUUCAAGUACCAAGGAAUCGUGAGUUUUUUCGUUCUAUUUUUUUCAUAUUCAAUUUUCUUGCUCCUUUUCAUUUGGUAUAUAAUUUCCUUUUCCCCUGUAAAUUUUCAUUUUUUAACGUGUAAGAGUAAGUUAAUCUUAUUUUGCUCCCAUAUCUAA